Paramecium octaurelia is the source of this 2488-nucleotide messenger RNA. Lineage: Eukaryota; Ciliophora; Oligohymenophorea; Peniculida; Parameciidae. The record is from the annotation of a GenBank genome assembly.
AUGAGUAUCGUUAAUGCUUCUGAAAAUUUCAUCAACAUAAAUUCACCAGACAAUUCUAGAGCCAUUUUGGUGAGGAAACGACGCAAGAUUGAUACGGGUUGGAAGAGCAAUUUCAUGUUGUAAACCAUACGAAAUAAGGCGGAGAAAAGAGAAGUAUUAGUGAAAUGUAUAAACAGAAUGAGAUAAUCAACUUAAGUAAAAAUUGGAUUGUAAGCAUAGGUGAAACAAUUUCAUUCCUUGACGGAGAAGCAAUUAAAUGUGAUCGACGAUUUCGGAUCUGGGCAUUCAAAGGGGACUACUACUAAACAAAUUAAAAAGCAAGAAACUCAAUUUGAAUCCAUUUAUUAUGAAUCAAAGUUAUAAAUGGGAAAACUCAGGGGAUUGGUCCUCCGAUAUUUAGAGAAACACAGCAAAAAUCAAGAAUGGUCAAUUAAACCAAGUCAUCCUUUCAUUAUUAUUUGGAACAUGUUCAAACUAUUUUUUAUGGUCCAUAUUUUCAUUCUAUUUCCAUUAAUUGAUGCAUUCGGAGUGAAAUUGAAUUAAGUAAUAGUUAGAUAAGAAUAAAUAUUUUUGAUGGAAUGGAUAUUUCUAGUACGUAUAUAUUGUGAUACCUUAGUUGCUCGAUAUUGUAUUAAGAUUUAAUGUGCAGAUAUACAAGAGUGGCCAAUUGAUAAAAUAGCACUAAUAUUUGGCAUUACAAUAUUUGAAAAGUGGAUUCUUUUUGGAUGCCCUGGGCAUUGUUGGAUUCUCCUUGUUCCUGUUUCAAGACAUUCUAUACAUCAAAUACAUCUAUUUUUUCAAGAUAUCUGAAAUUAAAAAGUUCAUCAAGUUCCUGAGAUACGAAUUGGAUCCACAAAAUAAAUACAACAAUCACAUCAAACUGAUUACACUCUUUGUGACCAUAUUUCUAUUAGCACAUAUCAUAGUAAGAUAAUAUCCAAAAUAAUAGGCAUGUCUAUGGAUAGUUGCUGGUCACACUGAACCCAGUUGGUUGAGUAAUCAUGGUCUAUAAGACGAUCAGUGGUAUAUCCAAUAUCUAUGGGCGUUUUAUUUUGCCAUCCUCACAAUGACUACUGUAGGUUAUGGAGAUAUAGUUCCAGUCAAUGAGAUUGAAUUGAUAGCUUGUAUUAUGAUCGUACUGCUUUCCAGUGCAAUAUUUGCUUACACUCUAAACACCAUUACGACGGUUCUCAAAGACAUCGAUCAAAACAAGAGUUAGUUUAAUCAGGAGGCCAGGAUCAUAUAGAAUUACUUAGUAAAGAAAGGUUGUGAUACAGAUUUGUAGAGGAGAGUGUAAUAAUAUUUGAAAUCUCUAUUGAAAUGGGGUUUGGGAGAAUAAAAGUAGAAUGAAGAUAGGAUAUUCUCCAAAUUAAGUAGACCUCUGCAAUAAGAAAUCAAUUUGCAGGAUAAGGGUCAGAUGUUACUCAAAUUACCAUUCCUAGUUAACAAUUUUAAUAUCGAGUGUAUUAAAGAGUUGAUGUAACACAUUCAGGAAGUGUAUUACCAGCCUGGAGAAUUUAUUAAUCCCUAAGAUGGAGUUUAUCUAUUGUAUAAAGGAUAAGCAGAGGUCUGUUGGGGCUCGUAGAUCAAUCCUAAAUACAUUUGUGAUAUAUUCUAAGGUGAUCACUAUGGAUUACUGAACUUAUUUAAUGUUGAUCAAUCUAAAUACUUUCUCAAGAGCUCAGGAUUCUCAAUUUUCUAUUUCAUACCAACCUAGAUAUUCAAAUAAGUAUUGAAGAAUAAUGAUAAGGAAGUCUUCUGCAUGAUUCACGAUUAAGUUAUCUUUGAAAACUAUUCAAAUCUCUACCUAUUUUGUCCACUUUGUAGACGAGAAGGCCAUCUCAUUUGUCAAGAUAUCACCUACAAACCUCACAGAGCCAUCGCUAUUGCCAAGUCUAAUAAACAAUCUGUUUAAGAAAGAUAGCAAUACAAACGUUUCUGCGUUAAACAAUAGAUCUUGAGGAACUACAAAGAGAUGCAUGUUGAAACAUGCCAAUUCAUUAACGAUAAAAAGGAGAUCAUGAAAAUUAAAUAUAAAUCUAUCUUCGAUUCUGAUGAUGCAGAUGAAGAACCUGAAAGUAUUGAAUUGCAAUCCUCUCAAUCUUGGUAAUUUGAUGAAGCCUAAAUGGAUGAACAAAAGGUUCCUAUUCAUGUUGAUGAAAAUCAAUUCAAACCCAAAAUCCCUUAAUAAAAAAGAUUAUCUCUUAAUAAACGACAGACCAUUGUUGGGUUUCAAAAAAAGAAAACCUAAGACAUUAUGUAAAUCAAUUUAUCAAACAUUUAAGAAGCAGAGACAUUCCCAAAUCAUCAUAAUCAAAUUCCUGAUAACAGCACUCUCAAAUCGAAAGAUACAUUCGAUAAUAUUGACGUUAUGAAAUCUUUUAAUAAAUACUUCAAAAAAUACAAUUAUCAAAAUAUUAUUAAAUAACUAAAUUAGAGAAGGAAAAGCAUUAAGAAAAAAAUUAAAAGAUUAGACAGGGUCUAUUGA